AUGAACGGGAGACAGAGAUCUGGCGCAGCGGCGGUUCACCACCAGAGACAGCUCUCCGACAACCUCCUCGACAUGUCCAAUGGCAGAUGGCUCCAAUCCACUGGCCUCCCUCACUUUCAGCCUUCCCCCAAUGAUUAUGGAUACUAUGCUGGUGGUGGAGGAGCAAGAGGAUACCAGAAUGCUCAGAGAGGGAACGAGUUCUUUGGAGAACCAACAACUCCUCAAUACGGUUCUCGUCCAACGAGUCAAAGAAGGAACAAUGAUGAAUCUGAGUUUAGUCCUGGUCUCUUAGAUCUGCAUUCUUUUGAUACUGAGCUUCUUCCUGAGGUUUAUCGUGAGACAGUGGAGCCUGUUGUGCCAUUAAUUUUCCAGCGCAUCAAAGCCACUUGCUUUGCAUAUGGGCAGACAGGUACUGGUAAAACCUAUACCAUGAAGCCUUUGCCUCUUAAGGCUUCAAGGGAUAUCCUAAGGUUGAUGCACCACACAUACAGAAACCAAGGGUUUCAGUUGUUCGUCAGCUUCUUUGAAAUCUACGGAGGAAAGCUUUAUGAUCUCCUCAGUGAGAGGAAGAAGCUGUGCAUGAGAGAGGAUGGUAAGCAGCAAGUGUGCAUCGUUGGUUUGCAAGAGUACAGAGUAUCUGACACAGAUGCGAUUGUGGAGCUUAUCGAGAGAGGAAGUGCAACAAGAAGUACUGGAACCACUGGUGCAAAUGAAGAAUCAUCUCGCUCACAUGCUAUCCUUCAGCUCGCUAUUAAAAAAUCAGCUGAGGGGAAUCAGUCAAAGCCCCCUCGCCUCGUUGGCAAGCUUUCUUUCAUCGAUCUUGCUGGAAGUGAACGUGGUGCAGACACAACUGAUAAUGACAAGCAGACAAGAUUGGAAGGAGCAGAGAUCAAUAAGAGCUUACUUGCUUUAAAAGAGUGUAUUAGAGCUUUGGAUAAUGAUCAAGGUCAUAUUCCUUUUAGAGGAAGUAAGUUGACUGAAGUUCUGAGGGACUCUUUCAUGGGGAACUCUCGUACUGUAAUGAUAUCUUGCAUAUCUCCAAGCUCUGGAUCGUGUGAGCACACUCUUAACACCUUAAGAUACGCUGACAGGGUUAAGAGUCUCUCGAAGGGAAACGGCUCUAAGAAAGAUGUGUCUUCUUCAACGUUGAACCUAAGGGAGUCCACUAAAGUUCCUUUAUCUACCGCACUACCUACUCCAUCCAACUAUGAUGAUGACGUGAAUGAGACGUGGGGUGAAGAAAACGAUGACUUUGAUGCAUCGGAUUACGAGCAAGAGAAACAAAUGUGGAAGAAAAACGUGAAGCCAGAGGUAUCCUAUGCACAGGAGAGAAUCCAGAAGCCUACUAUUCCGGUGAAGUCAAGAGACAUGCCAACAAGGCCAGAUAUGAAGAAGUCAAACUCCGAUGACAAUCUAAAUGCACUUCUGCAGGAAGAAGAAGACCUUGUGAAUGCACACCGUAAACAAGUUGAGGACACCAUGAACAUAGUAAAGGAGGAGAUGAAUCUGCUGGUGGAAGCAGACCAACCAGGAAACCAGCUAGAUGGUUACAUUUCAAGACUGAACACAAUUCUAUCUCAGAAGGCUGCAGGUAUACUCCAACUACAGAACCGUCUUGCUCAUUUCCAGAAGCGCCUUAGGGAGCACAAUGUAUUGGCAGCUACCACCAAUGGGUACUGACCCCCUCCUCUUCGAGUAAAUACUGGUCCUCCUUUUAUCGACCUCGUCUCAGGUUUUGCACUUGGUGACCUCUUCUGGCUUUGACUUGAGUUCAUUCAGAAGUUUAUCUAUAUUUACAGCUUGCUGCCGCACUUGAAUUUGUUCAGGUUCUUGUUAUAGAUGAUUUGUUGCAGAAGAUGAAAUACCUAUGUAAUAAUUUUUGCUAUUGUGAUAUUGAUGAGCUUGCCUUCUAUUAU
This is a messenger RNA of Eruca vesicaria subsp. sativa (arugula), 1916 nucleotides long. The record is from the annotation of a GenBank genome assembly. NCBI's taxonomy places the organism in Eukaryota, Viridiplantae, Streptophyta, Magnoliopsida, Brassicales, Brassicaceae.